Struthio camelus australis is the source of this 734-nucleotide messenger RNA. Lineage: Eukaryota; Metazoa; Chordata; Aves; Struthioniformes; Struthionidae. The record is from RefSeq and is a predicted model, not a curated record.
UGAAUAUGACACGGGGAAAGGGACUUUGGGAAAUUGGGAUCAUCAUGCCAGCAAGCACGAAACCAAUGAGUCUCUGCGGUCACUGCUCCUGGGUCCACAAUUGGCUGGCUCGGUGCCCAUGCUGUCCUGGUGGGGGUCUCUGCUUCCAGCCUCGCUCACCAUGAACGUCAUUGGAAAUGUAGCACAGGGGCUGCGUGACUGCUGGGCAGACCAUUUCUCCCGCAGAUUUCUACCCAAGAGGCCUCCCCUCCGCCAAAUCACCUAUUUGCCCAUUUUCUACCAGGUGGACUAUAAAACCCGGCAGACUGAAGUUGGCUUAGAUUACGGCCCUCCCCGGGCUCACUUGAACGAGGCUAAAUUUAUUUUCCGGGAAGGCAAGUGGGAAAAGGAGAACAGUUCUUCUCCCCAGCAAGCAGGGCUGCAGAUGUCCUCUUCGCUUUUGUGGGAAAAGGCCAGUGAAAUUCUGGAAAAGAACCAAGCCCUUUUGAAGGAAAACAAUUACCUGAAGCUGCAGCUUGAGCUGCUGAUGGACAUGCUGAUAGAAACCACAGUUCAGCUGUGUCUGUUGGAGAAGAAAGGGAAGGUGUCAGGCAGGCACCUUAAGAUAAAAAAAGUAGGUAAAUUGCUGAUGCUUGAGUCCUAGAAGAAAUUAUGGAAGCAAGACUCCGAAGUGUGUAUGUUUAACAUGCAUGUAUAGCUGUUUCCUUGCUUCAAGAAGCCUAAUAAAAUCCUGA